Molecule: messenger RNA, 1087 nt
Organism: Aaosphaeria arxii CBS 175.79
Lineage: Eukaryota; Fungi; Ascomycota; Dothideomycetes; Pleosporales
Product: Rhodanese-like protein
Exons: 2
Coding region: 65-625 (186 amino acids)
Cellular component (GO): mitochondrion
Molecular function (GO): thiosulfate-cyanide sulfurtransferase activity
Source: RefSeq, a predicted model, not a curated record
UUGCGCAGAGCUAACUGCGUUCCCGCAAUCACCACAACCUCUAGGGUAACCAAUUGCUAUCACAAUGGCUUCCAGACGUGCAAUUCAGACCUUGACUCUACGGUCUUCAUACUCACUACUCCGAUCACAAUGCACUGCACCCCGGCGAGCAACCCCCUCCAUCGUUGCAGCUCGGAAUGGGUUCGCCAGACCCUCAGUCGCAACGGCAGCGGGACAACAGCAGCGAUGGCACUCUGGCUUCCCCAGCGACAAGAGAAGCAAGAUGUAUGAGUUCGAAGACAUCAAACAACUAAUCGAGAACCCGAACGAAAACACGCUGCUGGUCGACGUGCGGGAGCCCAGCGAGUUCGACGCCAACUCGAUCCCGACCGCGCUCAACAUCCCCAUCGCCUCGCAGCCGGACUCGUUGCUGCUGCCCGCAGAGGAGUUCGAGGACCGCUACGGCUUCGCGAAGCCCCCGCUCGACAAGGAGAUCGUGUUCUUCUGCAAGGCGGGCGUGCGGAGCAGCGCGGCGGCGCAGAUCGCGAAGCAGGGUGGGUAUCUGAAUGUGGGAGAGUACCGGGGCAGCUGGUUGGAUUGGGAGAAGAGGGGUGGGGUUGGGACGAGGACGGGGCCGCCUGAGUAGUGGGUGAGGAUGCUGCUGCGACGAUGGAGGAGAGAAGAGGGAAGAGAGAUCAAAGAAUGAUAUGGCAUGAGGGAAUUGGGGAGAGGAGGAGAGACGAUGUUGGGGGGGAUGUAGGAUGGAUCAGGUAGUGGGGCUAUGGAGACGGUAGCACUGGCUUUAUGUGUGAGAGACACUUUCUGGGUGGCUUUUUGUGUUUCGUUGUCAAGGCGAUAACUAGGUGGUGGCAGGCAUAUAUGGCUCAGGGGCUUGUAUGAAUUGUACGAAUCUAUACGGUUUUUUUCAUGUGGAUGAUUCUGGGGUGACAGGACUGGGCAGCAUAUGUCGCGCAACAUCAAGUGAGCUAGGUGCAUGCUGAGGGAAUUAACAGUGACUGUCAAGCCAUGGCGAUCUAGAUCUACGCGGUUCAGCAAUGGCGAAAGUUCGCCGGUUCCAUAGACCACAAGAUAGUUGAGAAUGUAGGGG